Messenger RNA from Hippocampus zosterae (dwarf seahorse), 1191 nucleotides. RefSeq names its product TNF superfamily member 13b (gene tnfsf13b). Lineage: Eukaryota; Metazoa; Chordata; Actinopteri; Syngnathiformes; Syngnathidae. Gene Ontology annotation, molecular function: receptor ligand activity; tumor necrosis factor receptor binding. Bases 393 to 1049 code for a protein of 218 amino acids. Gene Ontology annotation, biological process: immune response. The transcript has 6 exons. The record is from RefSeq and is a predicted model, not a curated record. Gene Ontology annotation, cellular component: membrane.
AGAGGGCAAAAUUGAGGUGAUGCGGGUGUACAGUUGGGGCAUUUCUGUCACACUAAACAGCGUACAUGGAAGGGGGAUAGAAAAACAAUCAAUUACCGCGAUUGGACAGUAGGGUCCAAAUCUCUAAAUGUGGUCAAAUUCAUGCCUUAGAUUGAAAAUAUUUCUCGACUAUGCACCACUAGUGUGUAUUGCGUGAGGUCAGGGCCACUGUUGAGGCAGGAAGUUGAUGUGGUUAGCCAAGCAGAACAAGGAGGGGGAAGCGUCGCUCUCUCUUUUUUUUUUUCUUGAUACUGUCUAUUCAUUACACUGGAAAUUGCUGGAGAACGAAUGUGAAACCGAAGAGCAUCGGCGGUGAGGAAUUGACUCCCUUGCCAGCGUGAGUAAGCUUGAAAAUGGCAGUGGGCUCGCAUUUGGAUCCUGGGGCGUGCCAGAAGGCUGUUAAGGUUCGAGGGCUAUCCCGGCCGGUCCUCUUGCUCACGCUAGCGGUCAUCACCUCGUCCUCUCUGUCUGCGCUCUCCUUGUACCGGCUGGUGGUCCUCAGCGCUGAGGUGGAUGGCCUGAAGUCCGAGGUGUUUCGCAGGAGGGAAGAGAGUCAGGAGGCCAAGCGUGGAGAGCAGGAUGUGAGUGAUAAGAGAAGCGGCCAGGAUGAUCGUCAACACCCAUUCACCCUGUUAAGGAGGAGGAGGAUGGUGUCGGGAACAGACACAUCAGUUUCCCAAUCUUGUCUCCAAUUGUUGGCGGACAAGAGCAGGAAAAUCUUCAGGAAAGAUUUUGCCCUAGAGCCAUACACGGGCAUCCCGUGGAUGACUGGUCUGACGAGAGGGUCUUCGCUGGAGGUGGUGGGAGACAACAUGCUGGUCCGAGAGGAGGGCUUUUACUUUGUCUACAGUCAGGUUUGCAAUGGGCCACGUGGUGAUCCGCAGGAAGAGGACGGUGGUGGGCGACGAGGCUCAGUACGUGAUCCUGUUCCGCUGCAUUCAGAGCAUGGACAGCGUGUACCCUUACAACACGUGUUACACAGGAGGUGUCGCGAAGCUGGAAGUCGGUGACCAGUUGGAGCUGCUGAUCCCCAGGUCCACUGCCAAUGUGUCCCUGGAUGGGGACGCCACCUUUGUUGGCGCUGUCAAGCUGGUUUAAAGCCUGUCGCUUCACAUGAGAGCAGAGGGAGCUGCAAUUCUGGUGACCUCAAAG